Penaeus vannamei (Pacific white shrimp) is the source of this 492-nucleotide messenger RNA. NCBI's taxonomy places the organism in Eukaryota, Metazoa, Arthropoda, Malacostraca, Decapoda, Penaeidae. The record is from RefSeq and is a predicted model, not a curated record.
AUGGAGGAGGGCCUCAAGACAGACCCCCCCGCCCGAGCAGAGUGGCUCGUGUGCAGCCCGUGUUGGGAGGGCGACGCGUGCGAACACUAUGCUGAUUAUUAUUCCCCGAGGUUCCUUGUCCACGCCACGACAGUCGUCCUCAGAGCCAACUCGACAGGUAUCGUGUACAGGUCGUGGAGCACCGACGAGGACCUAGGUCUCACGUGCCCCCUGGGCCCCGGAAACUCCGCCAGGUGCCCCUGUGCGGCCGUGGCUUACCAGCUGUUCGCUCCACCUGGCGACCACCACUUCCAGCUGGACGCCGUCACGGGCUUCCUCACCAGGAACACCAGCAUGUCUCUGGAGGAUGGCAAGACGUACACAUACAAGAUCAUGGUGCAGAGUGAGGAUGAGUCCCAUUGUGUUGGUGGCACUUCACCCUCGACCCGGUUCAGCUCUCCCAGGAUCGAUCCCGGGUCCUCACUGUUGGAGAGCUUCGUGGAAAGGCGAUAA